UCUGAAACAAAAAUGUGGACUCUGGUUGGGUUGAGUUUAGUAAGUUUACUAGUCAUAUAUUUUACUCACUGGAUUAUCAAAUGGAGGAACCCAAAAUGCAAUGGGGUUCUGCCUCCAGGUUCCAUGGGGUUGCCUUUCAUUGGAGAGACUCUCAAUUUGAUCAUUCCCAGCUACUCACUUGAUCUUCACCCCUUCAUUAAGAAGAGACUUCAAAGAUAUGGAUCAAUAUUUCGGACUAGUUUGGCGGGUAGACAGGUUGUAGUCACAGCUGAUCCUGAGUUCAAUAACUACUUAUUUCAGCAAGAAGGGAGGAUGGUGGAACUGUGGUACUUGGACACGUUUUCGAAGAUCUUCGUCCAUGAAGGUGAAUCUAAGACGAACGCAGUUGGUAUGGUUCACAAGUAUGUAAGGAGCAUUUUCUUGAAUCACUUUGGUGCUGAGAGGCUUAAGGAGAAGCUGCUCCCUCAAAUAGAAGAAUUCGUCAACAAAAGUCUAUGUGCCUGGUCAAGUAAAGCCUCUGUUGAAGUGAAGCAUGCAGGCUCAGUUAUGGUUUUUAAUUUUAGCGCGAAGCAGAUGAUCAGUUAUGAUGCAGAUAAAUCAUCUGAUGACCUGAGUGAGAAAUAUACUAAAAUCAUAGACGGUCUUAUGUCCUUUCCCUUGAACAUCCCUGGCACAGCCUACUAUAAUUGUUUGAAGCACCAAAAGAACGUAACAACCAUGUUGAGGGAUAUGCUAAAGGAGAGACAGAUUUCACCUGAGACGCGGAGAGGAGAUUUCCUUGAUCAAAUCAGCAUUGACAUGGAAAAGGAGAAAUUUUUGUCAGAGGAUUUUUCAGUUCAGCUGGUAUUUGGGGGCUUGUUUGCCACCUUUGAGUCUAUUUCUGCAGUAUUAGCAUUAGCUUUCAGUUUACUGGCAGAGCAUCCUUCAGUUGUAGAAGAGUUGACGGCUGAGCAUGAGGCAAUUCUCAAAAACAGGGAAAAUCCAAAUUCCUCACUCACAUGGGACGAAUAUAAAUCGAUGACUUUUACUCUUCAGGUUAUCAAUGAAAUUCUUAGGCUGGGAAAUGUUGCCCCUGGCUUAUUACGUAGAGCUUUGAAAGAUAUUCCUGUAAAGGGAUUUACAAUUCCAGAAGGCUGGACCAUUAUGGUUGUCACCUCUGCACUUCAGUUAAGUCCCAACACAUUCGAGGAUCCCCUAAAGUUCAAUCCAUGGCGUUGGAAGGACCUUGACUCAUAUGCUGUGUCCAAGAACUUCAUGCCUUUUGGUGGAGGAAUGAGGCAAUGUGCAGGGGCAGAGUAUAGUAGGGUUUUCUUGGCCACCUUUCUCCAUGUCUUGGUCACCAAAUAUAGGUGGACAACAAUCAAAGCGGCACGCAUUGCUCGAAACCCUAUUUUAGGAUUUGGGGAUGGAAUUCACAUAAAGUUCGAGGAGAAGAAAACGUGAGAUGAAUAUUUUUUUUCUCAUAAAUUGAUCGAACACUUAGGUGCUACCUAUAUAUAUAUAAUCAAAUUGAGUGUUUCAUGUUAUUAACAACAAAAACAUACACAUGCUGCAAGGGAGUAUAGCUCAAGUGGUGAAGAGCAUUUAUUCUUGCAUUCGAGGUCUUAGGUUUCAAAUCCUCCUACCCAAUG
Messenger RNA from Prunus dulcis (almond), 1631 nucleotides. RefSeq names its product cytochrome P450 87A3-like. Lineage: Eukaryota; Viridiplantae; Streptophyta; Magnoliopsida; Rosales; Rosaceae. Gene Ontology annotation, molecular function: iron ion binding; oxidoreductase activity, acting on paired donors, with incorporation or reduction of molecular oxygen; monooxygenase activity. Gene Ontology annotation, biological process: sterol metabolic process. The transcript is spliced from 9 exons. The coding region runs from base 13 to 1443 and encodes 476 amino acids. The record is from RefSeq and is a predicted model, not a curated record.